Oryza brachyantha (malo sina) is the source of this 1080-nucleotide messenger RNA. Its product is annotated as NAC domain-containing protein 76-like. The coding region runs from base 4 to 1080 and encodes 358 amino acids. The transcript is spliced from 3 exons. NCBI's taxonomy places the organism in Eukaryota, Viridiplantae, Streptophyta, Magnoliopsida, Poales, Poaceae. Gene Ontology annotation, molecular function: DNA binding. The record is from RefSeq and is a predicted model, not a curated record. Gene Ontology annotation, biological process: regulation of DNA-templated transcription.
AGAAUGCAUCCUAAUGGCGCGCCGCUGACCGUGCCUCCGGGCUUCCGGUUCCACCCGACCGACGAGGAGCUGCUGUACUACUACCUGAGGAAGAAGGUGGCCUACGAGGCCAUUGAUCUCGACGUCAUCAGGGAGAUUGAUCUUAACAAGCUUGAGCCAUGGGAUCUCAAAGAUCGGUGCAGUAUUGGGACGGGGCCGCAGGACGAGUGGUACUUCUUCAGCCACAAGGACAAGAAGUACCCGACGGGGACGAGGACGAACCGGGCCACGGCGGCCGGGUUCUGGAAGGCGACCGGCCGGGACAAGGCCAUCUUCCUCGGCGCCGGCGCUGGCAGGAGGAUCGGCCUGAGGAAGACGCUGGUGUUCUACACCGGCAGGGCGCCGCACGGCAAGAAGACCGACUGGAUCAUGCACGAGUACCGCCUCGACGACGACAAUGUCGACGUCCCCGAGGAAGGGUGGGUGGUGUGCAGGGUGUUCAAGAAGAAGAGCAUCCAUCACCAGAGGGGGGGCUUCGACGACCAGCCGGACGUGGCGGCGGCGGCCGAGGACGACGACGACCUCAGGUACCAGGUCCAUGGCGCGGCGGCGUUCGCCAUGUCGUCGCCGGAGGUCGACCAGAAGCACGCCCUCCAGCAGCAGCUCGCGCACGGCCACGGCGGCGGCUUCGUCCCGCCGGCGUUCGACCCCUCCAUGCACCUGCCGCAGCUCGCCAGCGCCGACGCCACGCUGUGCGGCGUCGGCGUCGGCGGCCACGUCGCGUUCGCCUCCAUGAACCCGCUCGAAGCCGUCGGCAGCGCCGGCGAGAUGCUCAUACUGAGCGGCGCCGACGGUGGCCGCUUCGGCGCCGGCGCCGACUGGUCGAUCCUCGACAAGCUCCUCGCCUCGCACCAGAACCUCGACCAGCUCUUCCAUGGCAAAGCUGCAGGAUCGCAUCAUCAUCAUCAUCAUCAUCAGCAGCAGCAGCAGCAGCAGCAGCAGCAGGUCGCCAUGGACGCCGCCUCGUCGAUGCAGCAGAGGUUGCCAUUCCACCAUUACCUCGGGCUGGAGGCUGCGGAUCUUCUCAAGUUUGCUAUGUAG